Messenger RNA from Vombatus ursinus (common wombat), 1759 nucleotides. It is a transcript of the gene COQ9, whose product is annotated as coenzyme Q9. Lineage: Eukaryota; Metazoa; Chordata; Mammalia; Diprotodontia; Vombatidae. Gene Ontology annotation, cellular component: mitochondrial inner membrane. The record is from RefSeq and is a predicted model, not a curated record. The transcript is spliced from 9 exons. Gene Ontology annotation, molecular function: lipid binding. Gene Ontology annotation, biological process: ubiquinone biosynthetic process. Bases 36 to 989 code for a protein of 317 amino acids.
UGGAGACUUCCCGGGGGUCCGUGCCCACUUCCAAGAUGGCGGCGGCGGUGGCUGGGUUCCUCCGUCGGACCGGAUGGAGGUUCUUGCGGCUGCAGUGCCGGCCCGUGAACAGGUGUCGGCCCUCCCCCAUGCCACGUGCCUUCCAUGCUUCAGCUUUGGCAAUGAAAUCUUCAGAUGAACAAAAGUAUCAGCCCCCUCCCUCUUCCUCUCAGCAGCACUCUGAGUCACAAGGAACAGAAGAGCCCAAUCCAGAGCCCUCGAAGUCACACCCCCGGUACACAGAUCAGGGUGGUGAGGAGGAUGAGGACUAUGAAAGCGAGGAGCAGCUGCAGCAUCGGAUCCUGACUGCAGCUUUGGAGUUUGUGCCUGCUCAUGGAUGGACCCCAGAAGCCAUUGCAGAAGGAGCUCAGUCCCUGGGUCUCUCUAGUGCAGCAGCUGGCAUGUUUGGAAAUGAUGGCAGUGAACUGAUCCUGCAUUUUGUGACACAGUGCAAUGCUAAACUCAAUCGGGUGAUGGAAGAAGAACAAAAGCUCGUGCAAUUGGGCCAGGCAGAGAAGAGGAAGACAGACCAGUUCCUGAGGGAUGCAGUGGAAACCAGACUGAGAAUGCUGAUCCCAUAUAUUGAACAUUGGCCCCGGGCUCUGGGCAUGCUUAUGCUCCCUCAUAAUAUCCCAGCCAGCCUAAACCUCCUCACCAGGAUGGUAGAUGACAUGUGGCACUAUGCCGGAGACCAGUCCACUGAUAUUAACUGGUAUACACGUCGGGCAGUAUUGGCUGGCAUCUACAACACUACGGAGCUAGUGAUGAUGCAGGACUCAUCUCCUGACUUUGAAGACACUUGGCGCUUCCUUGAAAACAGGAUCAAUGAUGCCAUGAGCAUGGGACACACAGCUAAACAGGUCAAAUCUACUGGGGAAGCACUUGUGCAGGGAAUGAUGGGAGCAGCCGUGACUCUCAAGAACUUAACAGGCCUAAAUCAGCAUCGAUGAGGAGAAAGGAGAGUGAGCCUGAGUGCCCAGAAGAAAAUGAAAGUGUAUCGACAGCUCUUUGAAAAACAUAAAGUGCUGUACCAAUGUAAGGUAUUAUUCAGAACAAAUAAGAACUUGUCCCAAACAUCACCCUAUGCAAUGAACCAGCUAUGUGCAGGUUGCUUUGCUGACUAUUCCUGACCAGAAACUGGGUCAGUUCUUCAGUUCCUAAUGCCACAUCAGACCUCUUGUCUUCAGCAACCUCACGCUUCUGUGUAGCAGUCGUGUUGUUGGAAAAUCAACAUUUCACCCAGCUAGCCAAACAAGGAUGCCCACUGAGUACCUUACUCUCACCAUCCCAACACACUGUGGGCCCAGGAAUAUAUUGAUCAUGUCUUAACCCUCUCCUAAGAAUUUCUUAAGGCUAUAAUUUGAUAACUGAACUCCACCAUGGUUUUUUGUUAGUACUAUUACAUAGCCAUCCGUCCCAGUUGAGCUGUGUGAAAGGGCAGCAUAGUUCAUGGGUAUCACAAAUAAUCUUCUUUGAAGUGGUCCCACACUGAAAUCUUCUCUGCUUUUCUGGCUAAAGUCCUUCUAGGAUGCCUGUGGAGAGGGGGAGGAUGGGCAUCAUCUUUGAUUCAGGUGUCUGCCAGAUAUUUGUGCCCAUCUAUGCCUUGCAUAUGGUCCUAAGCCCUGUUCCUUAGGGAACCUUAUACCUACUCUGUAAAGGAAUUGUUAGUGAAUUUAGAUUCUGUAAAGAAGAUAAUAAAAGUGUUUGUUUGGAAAAACUC